AUGGAAGCGAUUAAAAGCGAUGCCCUCUGUUACGAGUACGAAAAAAAUUGCGAUGAAACUGAUAAUCGAGAUAACAAUGAGGAUAGUCCCGAAAACUGCAUCACUGGACCGCAAUUCAUCAAUGAUCUCGUCGCUGAAUGCAAAUCCCUUUUAGUUGACGGUGACCGACCGAAUCCUUAUUACUGUCCCGAUUUCGCUGAUAAUUUUAUCAGGAUGGCAAAACUUUUCCCUUUGUGGACUGCCGUCAUGACAGAGGAUAAGUCGUCGGUCGCUACAUCAUCAUACAGUGAAGAGUAUUUUCGGGAGGUGAAGCAGCUGGUACUAAAAAGAAAAUCCGCCAUACGAGUCGACAAAUUUUUAGUCAUACAUAUGCGAUCACUUGCAGGAACCACAAAAAUCCUCCACGCUUUGCAUCAGGCUAAAGACGACGCUUUGGAACCUCGCCGUAAGAAAAAAAAGCUAAAUGAAGGAGUAUUCAUGGAAGACGAUGCCAGACUCACAGAACACGAAGACGAUGACCAUGCCGAGGUUACACUGAGCGAGAACGAUGUCACGUGGAGUGAGAUCAGGCCAUGUGAAGACGAAAUCAUGGAAAAUAAAAUCAUGUUUGCCCAGUCAAUGAAAACUAUAAAUAUCCCUGGUUUCAAAAAAAACGAUCAUAAUUCGAUCGACGCAUAUAAUGUCAAAAAUUGCGAGAAUUUAAACGCGCAUCUUAAUGAAAAGGAAACUUGGAAAGGCAAGAGCCGCGAUAAAAAAAGACGCGAUAAGUCAGGCUGCACAAUGAAAGUUUAUAAGGAAAGGGCUGAGAUAAUGAAUCAGAUUAAGAAAAUUGAUGGUGGUAUUUUGGAUUGUAUGAUGAACGUGAGCAACUUAAUAAAACAUCUGUUAAAGGACGAACCAUCAUACACGAUCGAUUACCAUUGUAAGUCCUGCAAUAAAGAUGAUAAAGUACAGGCCGUUGUAGUCGAAGUGGAUGUCAAACCGUUUUAUACUCACGGUAUACAGUCCUUGACACAAGUCUUACAAAAUCAACUGCAUCAAAAGAGAAAGUGUGCGGUUUGCCGAUCAGAAGAUGUGACAUCAGCAAUUACAAUCGGUAAUCACAUGAUCAUCGACAUUGAGUGUCUGCAAUGGACCCAGCUUGCCAAAAAUCUUGGACAUCCUGAUUGGCCAGGGACUCUCACGAUAAGUCAAGUGCCGGAGAAAAUUGAAAUCGCAAAGUCAACUUAUACUAUACAGUCGGUAGUUGAAUAUGUUGGUGAAUUACAAUCACCGGAGCCUUGCAAAAUGCAAUCUGAAUUAUUGAUGGGUCAUUACAUCGCAUAUGUUCGUCGAAUUACGGGUAGAUGGGAAGUUCACAAUGACAUCCUCGUCGGCGGUAAAUCAAUAAUCGCGACAGCACGAAUGUUAUUUGAAAAGAGAAAAUUGUCCCUUCUAAUUUAUAUUAAAACAGAU
Brenthis ino (lesser marbled fritillary) is the source of this 1455-nucleotide messenger RNA. The record is from the annotation of a GenBank genome assembly. NCBI's taxonomy places the organism in Eukaryota, Metazoa, Arthropoda, Insecta, Lepidoptera, Nymphalidae.